Syngnathoides biaculeatus (alligator pipefish) is the source of this 4692-nucleotide messenger RNA. It is a transcript of the gene sec31a, whose product is annotated as SEC31 homolog A, COPII coat complex component. The coding region runs from base 319 to 4053 and encodes 1244 amino acids. Gene Ontology annotation, cellular component: COPII vesicle coat; endoplasmic reticulum exit site. Gene Ontology annotation, molecular function: structural molecule activity; protein binding. The transcript has 27 exons. The record is from RefSeq and is a predicted model, not a curated record. NCBI's taxonomy places the organism in Eukaryota, Metazoa, Chordata, Actinopteri, Syngnathiformes, Syngnathidae. Gene Ontology annotation, biological process: COPII-coated vesicle cargo loading; intracellular protein transport; endoplasmic reticulum organization.
GCUGCACCGGAAGCGAACGCGACUCUUCUUCGUGGCUGGAGGCCUCAGACCGACGCGUAGUGCCACGUUGAUGGAGCCCAUUGGGGACGUGGAAAGCCGAGUCGGGAGCGAGCUCAGUGGGGACCGGGUAGCUACGAGUCGCGGACGUCUUGUCUUGUCCGACGGGGGCCCGUUAUUAUUCGGUUAAAAUUCCACAGUGAAAAAAGAAGAGCGAAAACAGCCGGUUGUCGCUCCCCCCCCACCCCCAAUUUCCUCACCACCAACUCAUUGUCUGCCUUCGCGCGUACAUGUGAGAGAAAAAGCAAAGUAAAAGCAAGGAUGAAACUGAAAGAGAUUGAACGCACCGCCAUCCAGAGCUGGAGUCCGGCGCAGCAGCACCCCAUCUACCUGGCAACAGGAACGUCGGCGCACCAGCUGGAUGCCUCCUUCAGCACGAACGCCUCCCUGGAGCUCUUCGAGCUGGACUUGUCUGACCCGUCGCUGAACAUGAGGUCAUGCGGCAGCUACUCUUCAUCUCACAGGUACCACAAGCUGGUCUGGGGUCCCUGCAGAGCGGACACCCAGGAUCACCCGGCCGGCUUGGUCAUCGCCGGGGGCGAGAACGGCAACGUCAUCUUGUAUGACGCCGCCAAGAUCAUAGCGGGCGAGAGCGAGGCGGUCGUGGCCGAGAGCGACCGGCACACGGGCCCCGUGAGAGGACUGGACAUCAAUCCCUUCCAGACCAACCUCUUCGCAUCGGGCGGGAACGAGUCGGAAAUUUACAUCUGGGAUGUGAACAACUUUGAGUCCCCCAUGACUCCAGGACCUAAAACACAGCCAGUGGAGGACAUCGGAUGUGUGGCGUGGAACAGGCAGGUCCAGCACAUCCUGGCCUCGGCCAGCCCGAGCGGUCGUGCGUCCGUCUGGGACCUCCGCAAGAAUGACCUCAUUAUCAAAGUCAGCGAUCACAGCAACAGAAUGCAUUGCUCCGGGCUGGCGUGGAACCCGGAAGUCGCCACUCAGCUGGUCCUGGCCUCCGAGGACGACCGCAUGCCCGUCAUCCAGAUGUGGGAUCUACGAUUCGCUACCUCCCCGCUCAAGAUUCUGGAGAAUCACACAAGAGGCAUCCUGGCCAUCGCUUGGAGCGUCGCUGAUCCCGAGCUCCUCCUCAGCUGCGGCAAGGACAGCAGGAUCCUGUGCUGGAACCCCAACACGGGGGAGGUGCUGUACGAGCUGCCCGCCGGAAGCCAGUGGUGCUUCGACGUGCAGUGGUGCCCCAGGAACCCGGCGGUGCUGUCCGCCGCCCGCUUCGACGGCCAUAUCGACGUCUACUCCAUCAUGGGCGGCAGCAGCCAGGCGCAGAGCCAAAGGCACGCGGACCAGAUUAGUAACUCCUUCGGAAACAUGGAUCCCUUUGGUACAGGACAAACGUUGCCCCCGCUCCAGCUACCUCAGACCGCCGCCCCCCCAGCUAGCGUUAACCCCCUGAAGAAGCCCCCCAAGUGGAUCCGCAGGCCAGUUGGAGCGUCGUUUGCGUUUGGCGGGAAGCUGGUGUCUCUUGAGAACGGCCCAGCGAACGGCCAGCAACCAGGCGGCCUCCGGCUAGUCCACGUCAGUCGGGUGGUGACGGAGCCGACGUUCUUGACGCGGUCGGAGCAGCUCCAGGCCACGCUGAGCGCGGGCACCUUCCAGGAAUUCUGCCAGGAGAAGAUCCAGGCGGCUCAGGACCAGUUUGAAAAAACCGUCUGGUCUUUCCUCAAGGCUAACUUUGAAAGCGACAUUCGGAGUCAGUUCUUGGAGCUUCUUGGCUACAAGAAAGAUGAGCUUUCCGCCAAGAUUUCUGUGGCGUUGGAGGGGAAGUCGGCUGGCGCUCCGCCGGUGGACGCAGCGCUCGCUCCGGCCAGCUCACAACCACCAGUCGGCAAUCCGGAGGAGGCGUUCGACAUGAUCGCCGCCGCAAACCUGAAACCGGACCAGAGCGUGCCCCCUCGUGAGAAAACGGAGGAGGAAGAAGAGAUCUCUUUGGAAGAGGAGGUGCCACUGGAGGAGGAGGUGGAGGAGGAGAAGCCAGGUCCAGAACCGGAGACUCCCGCCCAGGUCAAGGAGCCCGCUGAGGCUCCUGGAGAGGGAGUCGACCUCAGCAUUAGUAAAGAUAUGGAUGGUCUGAUCACGCAGGCGUUGCUGACGGGCGAUUUCGAGGGCGCCGUGGAGCUCUGCAUCCACGACGACCGCAUGGCCGACAGCAUCAUCCUGGCCAUCGCCGGCGGCGCCGAGCUCCUGGAGAAGACCCAGAGGAAGUAUUUCCGCACGAGCCGCGGCAAGAUCACCAAGCUGAUCAGCGCCGUGGUGACCAAAGACUGGCGUGAUGUCCUGACCACGUGUGACCUGCACAACUGGAAGGAGGCGCUGGCGGCCGUCAUGACCUACGCCAAGGCCGACGAGUUCUCUUCACUGUGCGAACUCCUGGGCGUCCGUCUGGAGGCGUCGGGCGAGGCUGCUCUGCGAGCUCACGCCUGCCUGUGUUACAUCUGCGCCGGUAAUGUGGACAAACUGGUGGCCUGCUGGAAUGCGACUGGCCACCGUCACUGUCCGCUAUCCCUGCAGGACCUGGUAGAGAAAGUGGUGGUGCUGCAGCGCGCCGCGGAGCAGACGCAGCGCUCGGGUCCCGGCGCCCACCUCGGCGUCCUGCUGACUGAAGAGAUGGGUCGCUACGCCGGGCUGCUGGCCUCGCAAGGCAGCCUGUCAACCGCCAUCAGCUACCUGCCCGACGGCAGCGGACAAGUGGCAGUGCAGCACCUCCGCGAACGCCUCAGUCGGGCCCUGGGUCAGCAGGCCGGUCCGGUCCAGACCCCCAGAUCCCAACCUUAUCACGCCACUCAUCAUCCCUGCCGUUCCUUCGCCCCGAUCCAGCCCUCUACGCCAUCAGCGCCUGUCCCGGGACCGACACCGGCCUCUGCCCCCGUCCAACAGCAGUAUUACCAACCUGUUAGGUCCGCCUCUACCGUCACGUCCUGGAGCAACCAGACGCCGACAGCCCUGCCCAACAUCCCGCCCCCUCCGCAAAUGGGCGGGGUCUCCGAGCAGCAACAGCAGGCAGAACCACCGAAGUCCAUGUACGGAAUGCCGCCGUCCGCCCCAACCCCCGCAGCUCCCGCAAGUUCCGCCUAUAUGUACUCCCAGCCGUACCAGCCCCACUCGCAGGUCCAGCACUUCCCGCCUGGAGCCUAUCAGCCUCUUCAUUACUCCGAGCCCCCGUACCCUCCUCAGCCGCCUGGCUUCCUCGAACAGUGCCUGCCCUCUUCCCCCUCUUCCUACCUUCCUCCUUUCGUUCCCUCGUCGUCGUCCUUUCCCUCUUCCGGAGUGUCUUUCCAGCGCGGCGUGCCGGGCUCUCCCGGGUCCUAUGAGCCGCCCCCUCCGCCCGGCGGAGUCUCAGGACCACAGAACGGUUGGAAUGACCCGCCAGCUCUGAGCAGAAUGUCCAAGAAGAAGAUCCCGGAGAAUUACACCCCGCCCGCCCCCAUCACUGCUCCCAUCAUGGCUCCUUUGGGCGCGGACCCUCACGUUCAGCCGGUGGCCUCCGGAGCACCACAGGGCUCCAUCCCGAGUCCUUACGGGGGCGUCCAGCAGGUCCCGCUACAGACCCACAAUCCGAGCAUACCCGCUGAGGGAGCACCCGGGGGGCCGACGGGCGAUGCCAUACAGCCUGUGCAGUCAAUCCCCGCCGAGAAGAUCUCCAAGAAGCCUAUCCCCGAGGAGCAUCUGGUCCUGAAGACCACGUUUGAGGGCCUGGUCCAGAAAUGCUUGGCCGUCGCCACUGACCCACAAACUCGCAGGAAGCUGGACGACGCCAACAAACGUCUGGAGGCGCUCUACGACAAACUGCGGGAUCAGACCCUUUCUCCCGCCAUCGUCGGGGGCCUGCACAACAUGGCGCGCAGCAUCGAGGCGCGGGCCUACGCGGAGGGUUUGGGCAUCCACACGCACAUCGUCAGCAGCAGCAAUUUCAGCGAGACGUCGGCGUUCAUGCCCAUCCUCAAGGUGGUGCUGACCCAGGCAAACAGGCUGGGCGUGUGAGCCCGCGCGCUACCCGAGGGCGGCUGCCAACAAAGGGCUGUUUUUAUUAUUUUGCCCCCCAAAAAAUUUACACUACCAAUCUCCUUCUGAUUGCUUUAAAAAAAAAAAAAAUCGACUUUGUAUGAAGUUGAUGCAAUCCAAAUGGAUCUUUUUUUUUUUUUUUUUUCGAUGAUAGGAAAUGCCAACGGGAAGACAGAAGAAAAAAUUUCAAUUUGUAGAAGUAGGCUGAUUUUAUUAUUGUUAAUUUUUUUUUCUUCUAUGUCGACAUUGUGGCUUAAAGGUUUUUUUUUUUUUUGUUUUGAGCAGCUAAUCGCACUCCGUCGGUGCUUUUUAAUAUUUUUUUUUUUUUAAAACCCUUUCACCUCCGCCUUAUUGGACCAAAUUUUAGCACAGCAAUGCAAUCCCAGUGCACAGUGCAUUGUCAGCACUUCAUUUUCUUUUUUUCUUCCCAAAAAUGAAAUCAUUUUUUUCCCUCCGUUUGCACUUAACACUGCAUAAUGAAAUGAAAACAGAUUUUUAUGAUUUUUUUUUUUUUUUGCUUUAUUGGAAUAUAAAAACUAAGGAAUUUAUUAAAGUGCAUCCACAAAAUAUUCACAUCACUUUUUCCAUAUUUCAUUAAGUGAAAUUGUCUUUUUUUUU